Molecule: messenger RNA, 13510 nt
Organism: Dunckerocampus dactyliophorus (ringed pipefish)
Lineage: Eukaryota; Metazoa; Chordata; Actinopteri; Syngnathiformes; Syngnathidae
Gene: kalrna
Product: kalirin RhoGEF kinase a
Exons: 55
Coding region: 227-7387 (2386 amino acids)
Biological process (GO): intracellular signal transduction; protein phosphorylation; axon guidance
Cellular component (GO): postsynaptic density; cytoplasm
Molecular function (GO): guanyl-nucleotide exchange factor activity; protein kinase activity; ATP binding
Source: RefSeq, a predicted model, not a curated record
GGCAGAGAGACGGUGGCGGAGCAGCGGGGAGGUUUGGACGGGGAACAAUAGAGAGGAACACCGCCAGCCUUCAGGCUCCAAACACGGACGAGGCGACCAAAAGCGAGGCCGGGAGCGGGAUGGGGGCCACCUAAAGCGGGGACCGGGACAUGCGUGGAUCUUUACCUUCCUGUCUCUCUUUGUCUUUCCGAUCCGUCGUCGGGAUUGUGUGGAACCGGAAUCCGGCAUGAACCCCGCAGAAGCGGCCGAGGAGGCGCCCAGCGACCCCGACACUGAUGUCUUCUACAAAGCAGGCUGUAUGAGGACUGAAGGCAUCAAGGCGUCUGAUGUUCUCCCCGUCUUGAAGGAGAAAGUGGCUUUUGUGUCGGGUGGGCGGGACAAACGAGGCGGCCCCAUCCUGACGUUCCCCGCAAGAAGCAACCACGACCGAAUAAAGCAGGAGGACCUGAGGAGGCUGGUCACGUACCUGUCUGCUGUUCCCAGUGAAGAUGUGUGCAAAAGAGGCUUCACCGUCAUCAUCGACAUGCGGGGCUCCAAGUGGGAGUUAAUCAAGCCUCUCCUGAAGACCCUGCAGGAGUUCUUCCCAGCGGAUAUCUGCGUGGCGCUCAUCAUUAAACCCGACAACUUCUGGCAGAAGCAGAAGACCAACUUUGGCAGCGCCAAGUUCUCCUUCGAGACCAGCAUGGUGUCAGUGGAAGGUCUGGCCAAGCUGGUGGACCCCUCCCAGCUGACGGAUGACUUUGAAGGCUCCCUGGACUACAACCACGAGGAGUGGAUGGACCUGAGAGUCUCCCUGGAGGAGUUCAUGUGCAACGCUGUCCACCUACUGUCCAGACUGGAGGACCUGCAGGAGCUUUUGUCCAAGAAAGAUUUUCCUUCUGAUGUUGAAGGUUCUCGUCGGCUGAUUGAAGAACACACACAACUGAAGAAAAAGGUGCUGAAGGCUCCAGUAGAAGACCUGGACCGGGAAGGCCAACGCUUGUUGCAGUGCAUACGAUGCAGCGAUGGUUUCUCGGGGAGGAGCUCCAUCUCCGGCUCUGCUGACUUCCAGAGCCUGGUCCCCAAGGUGGCCAGUCUGCUGGACAAGCUCCACUCCACCAGGCAACAUCUCCACCAGAUGUGGCACGUCAGGAAGCUCAAGCUGGACCAGUGUUUCCAGCUGCGCCUCUUUGAGCAGGACGCAGAGAAGAUGUUCGACUGGAUCAACCACAACAAGGAGCUGUUCCUGCAGAGCCACACCGAGAUUGGCCGUGCAUACCAGCACGCCGCCGAGCUGCAGACGCAACACAACCACUUCGCCAUGAACUCCAUGAACGCUUACGUCAACAUCAGCAGGAUAAUGUCGGUGGCCGCUCGCCUGGCGGAGGCGGGCCACUACGCCUCCACGCAGAUCAAACAGAUCUCAGGUCAGCUGGACCAGGACUGGAAGAGCUUCGCCGCCGCUCUGGACGAGCGCUCCACCAUCCUCGCCAUGUCGUCCGUUUUCCACCAGAAAGCGGAGCAGUUCUUGUCGGAGGUGGAGGCCUGGUGCAAGGUCUGCAGUGAGGGGGGGCUGCCGUCCGAGAUGCAGGAGCUGGAGCUGGCCAUCCACCGCCACCAGAGCCUCUACGAGCAGGUCACCCAGGCCUACACUGAGGUGAGUCAGGAUGGAAAAGCCCUCCUGGACGUCCUGCAAAGACCUCUCAGUCCCAGCAACUCAGAGUCCCUGACGGCCACCGCCAAUUACUCCAAAGCAGUCCACUGUAUCCUGGAUGUGGUUCAUGAAGUACUCCACCAUCAGCGUCGUCUGGAGAACAUUUGGCAACACCGAAAGGUCCGACUGCACCAGCGGCUGCAGCUGUGUGUCUUCCAGCAGGACGUCCAGCAGGUGAUGGACUGGAUCGAGAACCACGGCGAGGCGUUCCUCAGCAAGCACACGGGUGUGGGAAAGUCUCUUCACCGAGCUCGAGCCCUGCAGAAACGACACGACGACUUUGAGGACGUUGCUCAGAACACGUACACAAACGCAGACAAGCUCCUGGAGGCGGCCGAGCAACUGGCCCAGACAGGCGAGUGCGACCCGGAGGAGAUCUACAAGGCGGCGCGGCACCUCGAGGUCCGGAUUCAGGACUUUGUGCGGCGAGUUGAGCACAGGAAGCUGCUGCUGGACAUGUCGGUGUCCUUCCAUACGCACACCAAAGAGCUGUGGUCGUGGAUGGAGGAGCUCCAGAAGCAGCUGCUGGACGACGUGACCUGUGACUCGGUGGACUCGGUGCAGACACUCAUCCAGCAGUUUCAGCAGCAGCAGACGGCCACGCUGGAGGCCACGCUCAAUGUCAUCAAGGAGGGGGAGGAGCUCAUUCAGCAGCUCAGGGACGCCGCCAUCUCCACAAAUAAGACGCCGCACUGCAGUUCCAUCGCUCACAUCCAGGGGGUGCUACAGCAGCUGGACGAGGCUCAGGGACAGAUGGAGGAGCUAUUCCACGAGCGCAAGAUCAAACUGGACAUCUUCCUCCAGCUACGCAUCUUUGAGCAGUACACCAUCGAGGUGACAGCCGAGUUGGACGCGUGGAACGAGGACCUGUCUCGCCAGCAGAGCGACGCAGGGUGCUCGAGCAGCAGCGGUGGCAGCAGUGGCAGCAGCGGCGGAAGCGGAGGCAGCGCCCCCUCUGGCGGGGCGGAGGACAUCGGCCUGGCGGAGCAGAGGCUGAAGAGGCAUGCCGAGAGGAAGGCGGCCAUGAACAACAUGACCUACGAAGUCAUGCAGCAAGGACAAGACCUGCACCAGUACAUCAUGGAGGUCCAAGCCUCAGGCAUCGAACUGACAGGGGAGAAGGACAUGGACUUGGCCUCUCAGGUCCAGGAGCUGCUGGAGUUCCUGCACGAGAAGCAGCAGGAAGUGGAGCUGAGCGCUCAGCACACGCAUGCUCGACUGGAGCAGAGUCUGCAGCUGCGCCACCUGCAGGCCGAAGUCAAACAGGUUCUCGGGUGGAUCCGUAACGGCGAGUCCAUGCUGAACGCCAGCAUGGUGAACGCCAGCUCGCUGUCUGAGGCCGAGCAGCUGCAGAGAGAACACGAGCAGUUCCAGAUGGCCAUAGAGUCUCUCUUCCAUGCCAACUCGCUCCAGAAAACCCAUCAGAGUGCUCUUCAGGUCCAGCAGAAGGCUGAGAUGAUGCUUCAGGCGGGCCACUACGACCCGGAUGCAAUACGCAGCUGUGCCGAGAAGGUGGCGGUCCACUGGCAGCAGCUGAUGCUGAAGAUGGAGGACCGCCUCAAGCUGGUCAACGCCUCGGUGGCCUUCUACAAGACGUCGGAACAGGUAUGCAGCGUGCUGGAGAGCCUGGAGCAGGAGUACCGCCGGGACGAGGACUGGUGCGGCAUUCAGGAGAAAGUGGGAGCGCCGGCCGAGUGCGAGCACCUCCUGCCGCUCAUCAGCAAACACCUGGAGCAGAAAGAAGCCUUCCUCAAGGCGUGCACGCUGGCCCGCCGGAACGCCGAGGUCUUCCUCAAGUACAUCCACAGGAACAACAUGAGCACGCCGGGAGCCACCAGUCACACCAGAGGGCCCGAGCAACAGGUCAAAGCAAUUCUCAAUGAACUGCUACAGAGGGAGAACCGAGUCCUCCACUUCUGGACUUUGAAGAAGAGAAGACUGGAUCAUUGUCAGCAGUACCUUGUCUUUGAACGCAGCGCCAAGCAGGCUCUAGACUGGAUCCAGGAGACAGGUGAGAUCUACCUGGCCACGCACACCUCGCCUGGCGACAGCAGCAAGGAAACGCAGCAACUGCUUAAUGAACACCAUCACUUUCGACUCACUGCCAAGCAAACCAAGGAGAAGGUGAAGCUCCUCAUCCAGCUGGCCGACAACCUGGUGGAGAAAGGCCACGCCCAUGUGUCGGAGCUGAAGCGCUGGGUGAGCACGGUGGACCGACGCUACCGAGACUUCUCCCUGCGCAUGGCCAAGUACCAGGAGAGCCUGGAGAGGAACCUCGGCGUCUCCUCCGAGGACAACAAGGACUUGGAGCUGGAUAUUAUUCCCGCCAGCCUGACGGAUGACCCCGAGGUCAAACUACGUGACCCCAGCCACGAGGUCAACGAAGAGAAGAGGAAGUCUGCGCGCAAGAAAGAGUUCAUCAUGGCCGAGCUCCUGCAGACAGAAAAGACGUACGUAAGAGACCUCCAAGAAUGUCUGGAGACCUACCUGUGGGAGAUGAGCAGGGGCGGAGAUGAGAUUCCGCCCGCCAUCGCCAACAAGGAGCACAUCAUCUUUGGCAACAUGCAAGAGAUCUACGAUUUCCACAGCAACAUUUUCCUGAAGGAGCUGGUCAACUACGAGCAGCUGCCAGAGGACGUUGGACACUGCUUUGUCACCUGGGCGGACAAGUUCCACAUCUACGUGGAUUACUGCAAGAACAAACCAGACUCCAGUCAGCUCAUCCUGGAACACGCCGGAACCUUCUUUGACGACAUCCAGCAGCGCCGAGGACUAGCUAACUCCAUCUCAUCUUACCUCAUCAAGCCGGUGCAGAGGAUCACAAAGUACCAGCUACUGCUGAAGGAGUUGCUGUCGUGCUGCGAGGAGGGCAAAGGGGAGAUCAAAGACGGUCUGGAGGUCAUGCUUAGCGUCCCGAAGCGAGCCAACGACGCCAUGCACCUUGCCAUGUUGGAAGGUUUCGAAGACAACUUGGAGGUUCAGGGAGAGCUCAUCCUGCAGGACAGUUUCCAGGUCUGGGACCCGCGCGCCCUCAUCCGAAAGGGGCGGGACCGACACCUCUUCCUGUUUGAGCUCUCGCUGGUCUUCAGCAAGGAGUUCAAGGACUCGUCGGGCAGAACCAAGUACCAGUACAAGCAGAGACUACUGACGUCAGAGUUGGGGGUGACGGAGCACAUAGAAGGCGACCCGUGCAAAUUUGCUCUGUGGGCUGGAAGGACGCCCUCGUCUGACAACAAAACGGUGCUGAAGGCGUCCAGUGUGGAGGCCAAACAGGAGUGGAUCAAGAACAUCAGGGAGGUGAUCCAGGAGAGGAUGACCCACCUGAAGGGGGCGCUGAAGGAGCCUGUUCAGCUGCCAAAAACACCAGCGCUCACCAAGCCUAGGAAUAACGCCAAAAGGGAUGGAGGUGAAGAUGGAGACAGCCAAGGAGACGGCGCCAGCCAGCCGGACACCGUCUCCAUCGCGUCCAGAACCUCGCAGAACACGGUGGACAGCGACAAGCUCUCUGGUGGUUGCGAGUUGACCGUGGUCCUGCAGGACUUCACAGCGGGAUGCAGCAGCGAGAUUUCAGUAAGCACCGGCCAGACAGUAGAGCUGCUGGAGAGGCCUAGCGAGCGGCCCGGCUGGUGUCUGGUCCGGACCACCGAGCGCAGCCCACCACAGGAGGGUCUGGUGCCGAGCUCAGCACUGUGCGUGUCGCACUCGCGCUCCAGUGUGGAGAUGGACUGCUUCUUCAGCUCGGGGAAAGAAAACUAUCCCGUCAGCGGCACAGAUGGAAGGAGCGAGUCGGUGGCCAACCUCCAGCCACAGCCGUCCCUCAACUCGCUGCAGUCCAACUCGCCCGGACCCAAGCGCUCCGGAAACACGCUGAGGAAAUGGCUGACUAGUCCCGUCCGCCGCCUCAGCCACGGCAGCUCGGUGAAGAAGCUCCCCAACAACAAACACAAGAAGACAGGUCCAGGGUCGGGACAAGAGGACAGCAGGAAGGGACAAGCCGACCCCAACCUGCAGGAUGACAUCAUUGAUGAGCGCAAGGACGCCAACCUCCUCUCCAAGACGCCGUCUGGCAUGCAGAGCGGCGGCGAGGAGGAACAGGACGAGGAGGCCCACACCCCCCUGCCUCCUCCCAUGGAGAUCAUCAAGGACCCCUCGGCUCAGGACGACAAGACCUUAGAACCAGGAGCCUACCCAGGAUUCACCCCGCUGUCGCCACCAGAACAAAGCACUCCUAUCCAGCCCCGGAACCCUGAGCUGGAGCAGAGAGCCAAAGCCAUGAGGGGGCGCAUGUUUGUUCUGAAUGAGCUGAUCCAGACAGAGAAGGACUACGUUAAAGACUUGGGCAUCGUGGUUGAGGGUUUCAUGAAGAGCAUUGAGGAGAAGGGCGUCCCCGAUGACAUGAAAGGAAAGGAGAAGAUUGUCUUUGGGAACAUCCACCAGAUCUACGACUGGCACCGAGAUUUCUUCGUGGGAGAGCUGGAGAAAUGUCUGGACGACCAUGAGCAUCUGCCUGAACUCUUCAUCAAACACGAGAGAAGACUGCACAUGUAUGUGAUCUACUGCCAGAAUAAACCCAAGUCUGAGUUCAUUGUAGCAGAAUAUGAUACGUAUUUCGAUGGUGUCCAGCAGGACAUCCAGUCCCGAUUGACCAUCAGCGACUUCCUCAUCAAGCCAAUCCAAAGAAUCACCAAAUACCAGCUACUGCUGAAGGAUUUCCUCAAGUACAGCUCCAAAGCCGGAAUGGACUGUCAACAAAUUGAGAAAGCGGUGGAUCUGAUGUCUCAGGUUCCUAAACUGUGUAACGACAUGAUGAAUUUAGGUCGGCUACAAGGCUACGAGGGUAAACUGACCAGUCAGGGCAAACUGCUGCAGCAGGAGACGUUCUUCGUGACCGAGCAAGACGCCGGCGUCUUGUCGCGCUCGAAAGAACGCAGGGUUUUCCUCUUCGAGCAGAUUGUCAUCUUCAGCGAGCUGCUCCGGAAAGGCUCGUCCACGCCCGGAUACCAGUUCAAGAAGAGCAUCAAGGUGUCCUACCUGGGGCUGGAGGAGAGCGUGGACAACGACCCGUGUAAGUUCAUCUUGUCGUGUCGCGGCUCGUCGGAGCGUUUCACCCUGCAGGCCGCCAACGUGGACAUCAAGCAGAUCUGGAUCGGACACAUUCAGGACCUACUGGAUGCCCAAAGCAACUUCCUGUCAGCACUGCAGUCUCCCAUUGAGUACCAGAGGGAGCGGGGCGGGGCGAGCGUCUCGCUGACCAGAAAGCGCUCGACCGCCAGCAACCGCUCAGCCGCGUCCUCCCACAGUCGGCCGUCGUCGGUGGUCGGCCCGGGCGAGAAGGAGGGCGAGAAGGGGCGGGGCCAGAUGACCACAUCCACCUCCAAUGGCGGCACGUCGUGCUUUGACUCCAGGGAGAGCGACGGCGGCUGCAACGGCGUCUCGUCCAGCAUGCGCGUCACUCGGGACUACUCGGCACUGAAGGAGAACGAGAUCUGCGUGAGCCAGGGUGAGACGGUGCAGGUCCUGGCCGCCAACCAGCAGAACAUGUACCUGGUCUACCGGCCCGCCGACAGCCGGUCGCCCGCCGCCGAGGGCUGGGUGCCGGGUCACGUCCUGGGCCCGCCCCCAAAGCCUUUAAAAGACUCCUCCUCCGCCACGUCCUUCUCGGCGGCGGUGGCCGACGCCAGCAGCAUCAAGUAAGUCCCGCCGGUCGCGGCACUCGGACCCGCCUCAUCAAGCUCCGCCCCGUGCCGGACCUCCCUUGCAGGAGGCGUGUCUCUGGUCAUGAAACUGUCACGGGGGUGUCAGCCAUGUUGUUUUCUGAGCCUUGAGGUGUGCAGAAGUAGACUGCAUAGAAUCCUCUAGAAUGUGGAGCUAUAAAACCGGACUUAUUUCAGUUCUAACACUUUGCUUUUUCUUGACUUUUUUUGUUUUUGUUUUUGUUUUCUGUUCCUGUUGGAAAGAAAAAGCAGGCCUGCUUCUCCGCUGUGGAGAUUGUUGUUGUUGUCUGUGGCAAUCAUCCUUCUUUUUGUUCUCUCUCGUCGGCUUCUGGAUCCUUUUGAUUGGACGAUGUUGAUUUUUCUUGUUUAUGUUAGCAGUUCACUGUACAAAAGUGGAGAAAAGAAGCUCCUUUUGCACUAUUUUAAAGACAAAGUCAAGCUGUGCAAUAUUACCUUUUUGUUAGAGCCUCAUUUCACGUGGAUUUUAAAUAUGGACGAUCAUUUGUUUGUUUGGGGCGGGGGGGCGGGGGGGGGGGCAGCAUGUGGUAGCGACGCAACGGGCAAAGUUUCUUUAUUUCCGCGACACUUUGUAGUUUUUAACAACUUGUAAAUAAACUACAAGAGCAAACACAACUUCAAUCUUGGCUCUUUUUCACAUUUUAUUGUGGGGGGGGUUCCGAAUAUUUCAACUUUCUCCUUCAGUAAUCUUUGCACAUUUUCUUCUGGUAUUAUGAUAACUUUAUUUCUAGAAUAUUUGGACUUUAUUCCUGUAAUAUUAUAAAGUUUCCCCAACCUAAUCUUGUUUGUUAAUAUUUCAACUCUGUGCCACUAAAAUUACAUUAUUUUUCCUCAUAAUAUUACAAGCUAAUUCUCACAAAAUUUCAGCUUUUUGGGCGGGGGGGUUCCCCCCAUUUUUACUGUUUUUUUUUUUUUUGUUUUAAAUUUAUUUCUCUGUCAUAUUAUGACUUUAAAAAAAUAGGUUUUGGUUUUAAUAUUUCAACUCUAUGCUACUACAAUGACAUUUUUCCUCAUAGUCCAAGUUUAAUUUAUUUUCUCAUUUGAUUACUUUUUUUCUCAUAAUAUUACAUAAUAUUAUGACUUUAUUCCCAUAUUCCAAAUUUCCCCCAACCUAAUUUUCCAAAAAUUACAACUUAUGACUUCUCAUAUUAGGACUUUAAAAAAAUACAGAUUUUUGUUUUAAUAUUUCAGCUCUGUGCUGCAAAAAUGACAUUUCAUAAAAUUUCAGCUUUUUUUGUUGUUUUUUUGUUUUCCUAUUUUGACUUUUCUGAAUGUUUAAACUUUCUUCUUUAAUAAUCUUUGUAAUUUCAUUUCUAUACUUUUUUGGCCUUUAUUCCCAUAAUAUUAUACCAUUUUCCCAACCAAAUUUUCCAAGACUUUUAACUUGACUUUGUCUUGUUUUUUUUUCUCAUAAUAUUACCAGUUUAUUGUCUUAAAUGUACUUUUUUGUCAUAUUUUUAGUUUUAUAUUUUCCCCAUUUUUGCUGCUUUUUAAAUGUUCUCAUAAUAUUAUCAUAAUAAAAUCCAAUUUUUGUUUUAAUAUUUCAACUCUAUGCUGCUAAAAUGACAUGAUUUUUCCUCAUUUUACAAGUUUCUUCUUAAAAUUUUUUUUUUUUCCUCAUUUGAUGACCUUUUUUUGGUAAUACAGUCAAACCUGUCUUAGCGGCCACCUUUAUAGAACGGCCACCUGCCUAUAUCGGCCACUGAAAAAUCCCCCGCUGAAAAUUUACGUGUUUAUAGACCCUGUGUAUAGCGGUCACCUGUCUAACGCGGCCAGAGGCCACCCAUUUUGUAUCCCUUGGUCAAUAUCUGACCACAUAUAGCGACCAAAAUACCGACUCAAGCAGAAGCUUCAUGCACGAAAAAGUUUCGUUUUUUAAGCAAUGAAGCCGUCGUGUGUAGACUUUAAUUACUGAGUCCUAGUUCGACAUAAAAAAGCCGUCUUCUUACUUUGCAAUGCCGCCCUGAAAAGAUUCAGUGACGGCCAAAACGGUAAUCUUCACACUUUGCAAUGCCGUGAAUAGAUUCUAAAAUGGCCAAAACACCUGAAUAAAACAUCUAAAAUAUCACUUAAUUGCCGACUAAUUAGAGAUUAGAAGCUCAACCAAUAAGAAAGGAGCGAUGGUAUUGUUACGAUGAUCUUCGCACUUCUCUGCACUCAAUUGUUCACGCACACACCCAUUCAUGACUGCUUCACACGUAUCCUGUUAGAUCCCAUUCCUCAGGCUCGUUCACUAAAAUUUGUAUUUCAUGCUUUUAAAAUCGUGUUUUAAAAAAAAAAAUCAAACACGGAAAUUAAUUAAAAAAAAUAUUUAUCCGCUACUCAUAUUUUUAUAAUUUUAUUACCUUCUUUGAUUCAAUUUUUAAACACUAAAUUUUAAAUUUUUGUGAACAUGUUAAUAUGUGCACGCACAAAUUCAACAUGGCCGCCAACCUGUCUAUAGCGGCUACUUUUGCCGUUUCCCUUCAGCGGCCGCUAUAGACAGGUUUGACUGUAUUAUGACGUUAUUCCCAUUAAUAUAUUGACUUUAUUCCCAUAAUAUUCUAAUAUUAGAACUUUAUUUUGCUUGUUUGUUUCUCAUAAUAUUACGACUUUUAAAAACAUAUUUUUUGCUUUAAUAUUUACAACUCUGUGCGACUAUAAUGACAAUACCAGUUUAUUGUUGUGAAAUUUCUACUUUUGUUUCCUCAUUUGAAUGACUUUUUUUUCUAUUAAUAUUUGGACUCUAUAGCCAUAAUGUAACUUUUCGACAACCUAAUUUUCCAAAAAAUGUUACUUUAUUUUGUCUUGCUUUGUUUCUUAUAAUAUUAUAUAAUAUAUUUUUUUUUGGAACAUGUUUUUGUUGGAAUAUUUCAACUCUGUGCUGCUAAAAUAUAUUGUCUUUAUUCUUAUUCUAUUGGUUGUAUUUGACAAUGACGUCUUUUUUUUUUUUUUUUUUUUUUAAUCUUCCAAAUAUUCCAAGUUUCUUUUUCAAUAAUCUUUGGGGGGGAGGGCAGCCUGUUGUAGCAACUCGACGUGACGGGCAAAGUUUGUUCUGCCUUAACAGUUUGUAACGAGACUAUGAGAGUCUUAUUUUUUGAUUUUGUUUAUUUCCACCUAAAACAUUUGACAUGACACACUGACUGCAAAACACACCUUUUUAUAUUGAAUUCAUUUCUCUUUUGUUGCCGUUGUGAUUUAUUUUUUUAUCUAUUUUACCCAUAAGUUGUACUAACAUGAACGGUUUGAACCUCCACACAUGUUUAAUCAACAAGCAGCUUUUUCUAGGACGAAAAAGUACCUCCAAACUUUCUAUGAGAAAGUGUGUGACGAUAUGAAUAUACUGUGUCUCCAAACUUGUGUCAGAAGUUCAAAGUUUAGAUCAGGGGUGUCCAAAGGUUUUUCCCAGCGAGAGCCGCAUAUUUUGUAAGACGUGACUGCAAGGGUGUCCAAACUUUUUCCAGCAAGGGCCACAUCCUGAAAAAUGAAAGGAUGCAAGGGCCACUUUGAUAUUCAGUAAACCAACACAUGGAGCUAUGCUAAGAGGCUACAGUAUAUGUAGCUCAACAAAAAACUGCAUUUCACCUUUGUAAUGGAGGUGAAAUGCGACUAAAAAUGACCUUUUUCCAUAAUAACACCAGUUUAUUCUUGUAAAAUAUUUUGACUUUAUUCCCGUAAAAUUACAGCGUUGUUGUCCAUUUUGGCUGAUUUUAAAAAUUUUCCAACUGUUUCAUUUCAGCUGUCCUCUUGUAAAUUUUCUUCUCGCAACUAUAACUUUAUAUCUUUUUAAAAAAUAAUUUAUUUUUUCUUUAUUUCAACAUUUAUUGAAAUUAUAUUUUUCCUCAUUUUACAAGUUUAUUCUCAUAUUUUUUUAAAAUUCGAAAUUGAUUUUUUUCAUCGUAAUAUUUUGACUUUAUCCUGGUAAAAUUUCUGCUGUAGAUUUUCUUUUUUUUAAUAUAUAAUUUUCCAAAUAUUUCAACUUCUUUUCUCCUGAUAUUUUGACUUUAUUCCCAUGUAAUACAUUUUCCCCCAAUCUAAGUUUCCAAAAAUUGAAACUUUAUUGUUUUUGACUUAAAAAAAUAAAAUAUUUCAACUUCAUGCUGCUAAAAUGACAUUUUCCUCAUACAGCACUAUGACUUUAUUCUUGUGAAAUUAUGACUUUUUUUCCUUGCUAGAUUCCAGCUCUUCUCUUAAUAUUUUGACUUUUGAUUGAUUUUUGCUCCUGCUGUUUUUUUGUUUUUUUUUCAAGUUUUCUUGUUAAAUUACAUUUUUAGACUGCGGCGGCCGAUUAAAAUCACUGCCGCAGGCCGCAAAUGCCCCCCGGGCCGUACUUUGGACACCCCUGCGUUACAGCAUAUCCUGUAUUUUUCAAGAAAAAAAGUGCAUCCCAGCAUGGCGCAUGUUGGAGCCACCGCAGAUGAAAACACGUGAUUGGAAAUGUCGUGAAACAUGUCUUUGUGCUGGAAAUGUCCGUCAUCUUGUGGGCUUAUGGGAAAGAAGAAAAAAGUUGACACUAUUCUCUCCUUCCUCAAUGAAAAACUUUAUUUGUGUCAACAACAACAAGGGAUUUUAUAUAUAUAUAUAUAUAUAUAUAUUUUUUUUAAACAUGUAUUUCCAUUUUUUUAAUUGAUUUUUGUCAGUUGUAAUAAUUGGUAGACACCUUUUUGUCUGCAAGUUUAUUUCCAGCUGUUUAGCAAAGCACGCUAACCAUGCUUAGCGUGCUUUCACUUGUUUGUAUGACAGCCACGCAGGAAAAAAAGCCAAAUUUACGAGAAUAAAGUUGUACAUUUUCAAGAAAAGAAGUUGUACAUUUUUAAUGAGGAAAAAAAAGUUGCACAUUCACAAGAAUAAAGUUGUAAAUUUACGAGAAAAAAGUAGCCAUUUUUUGACGAGAAAAAAUGUCGUACAUUUACGGCAAAAUGUUUGUAAAUUUAGGAGAAGAAAGAUUAUUCUCCUAAAUUUACGACUAAUUCAAAACUUUAUUCUCGUGAAUUUACAGUUUAUUCACAUAAAUUUACAACUUUAUUUUCAUAAAGUGACAUUUAUUCUCGGAAAUGUAAAACUUUAAUCCCGUAAUAUUACAACUUUUUCCCUGUUAAAUCUACCACUUUUUUUCUCAUAAAUUGACAAAUUUAUCCUCAUAAGAUUACGACUUGUUUGACUUUUUUUUGUGCAAAUUUACGACUGUAUUUUCGUAAAUUUAGGAAAUGUUUUCUCGUAAAUUUACAACGUUAUUCUCGUAGAUUUACAGCUUUAUUCUCGUAAAUUUGCGACUUUCUCAUAGAUUCCCAACUUUAUUCUCGUAAAUUUGCGACUUUUUUUCAUAAGUGUACAACUUUUAUCUCGUAAAUUCACAACUUUUUGCUAGAUUUUCUAGAUUUACAAUUUUAGUCUCUUAAUAUUAUGACUUUUUUUCUUGAAAUUCAUGACUUUAUUCUCAUCAAUUUUGGAGGUUUUUUUCCUCGUAAAUUCCGGAAUUUAUUCUCGUAGAGUUACAACUUUAUUCUCAUAAAUUUUCGACUUUGUUCUUGUAGAUUUACAUCUUUAUUCUCGUAAAUUUAUGACUUUAUUCUCAUCAGUUUCCGACUUUUUUUCAUGCAAAUUUACGACUUUAUUAUUGUAAAUGUUUGACAUUUUCUCAUAAAUUGACAGAUUUGUACUGCCACUUUACAACUUUUUUCUCAAAUGUACAACUUUAUUCUCGUCAAUUUACGACUUCAUUCUUGAUUCUAUUUUUCUCAAAUUGACAUUCAUUCUCGUAAAUUUACGUCUUUAUUCUCAUAGAUGAACAACUUUAUUCUUGUGAUAUUACGACUUUAUUCUUGUAAAUUUACGGCUUUGUUCUCGUAAAUUUACGAUUUUAUCCUCAAAAUCUCCUUUUUUUUCCCCAUGUGGCCCUAAUACUCUGCCAUACAACAUAAAUGAUCAUAAACAUAAAUAUGAUGCCUGAGCUGCUAUUUAAACAAAUAUUGUGCUAUGCUAUGCUAACUCGUAGGCAUGUAUUGUACUUUGGCUUAUUUUCAACGUAAAUGUUUCUUCUGCAGCCGGAAACGAGCGCUCAUGGCGUUUUCUGCAUCUCCUCCGUUGAUAUUUGUUGUUGGUGUAC